This is a messenger RNA of Trematomus bernacchii (emerald rockcod), 2028 nucleotides long. Its product is annotated as chemokine-like protein TAFA-2. The record is from RefSeq and is a predicted model, not a curated record. Gene Ontology annotation, molecular function: receptor ligand activity. The coding region runs from base 260 to 697 and encodes 145 amino acids. Lineage: Eukaryota; Metazoa; Chordata; Actinopteri; Perciformes; Nototheniidae. The transcript has 5 exons.
AGAGCAGCUGAGGUGUGAAGCUGCAGGGUUUCUAUGAACCGACGUGUUGGCUGUAUCAGCUGGGGCGUUAUAUACCGGAGACAAGAGAUCUAGCGACUUUUUUCCUCCCUCGUACUCUGAAUUGGGAAAGAAAACUUCUGAAAAUGGAGGAUCAUAUCUACACUAAACUUUUGCAUCCUUCCCGAAACGAUAGUUUUAUAGAGUAGCCCAUGCAUGAUGCAAACCCAGAAACCGAUGGAGGCUCCAGCAGUGGUUUAUCAUGCAUAUCAAUAACCUGAACAGAGGCGAGAUGAAGCUGAACAUAUUGCCUCGACCAUUACACUGGAGCCUCCUGCUCCUUUGUGUAGUAAGCCUCUGCAGCCAGCUUGUGUCCACUGGCAACCAAAGCUCCCGAGGACAGACAAGGUCAUCGCAGGAGAGGACAGGGACUUGUGAAGUGGUUGCUGCUCAUCGUUGCUGCAACAAGAACAAAAUUGAGGAACGCUCUCAAACAGUCAAGUGCUCGUGCUUCCCAGGACAGGUGGCAGGGACAACAAGAGCUCUGCCCUCUUGUGUUGAAGCCUCCAUUGUUCGUCAGAAGUGGUGGUGUAAAAUGGAGCCUUGUCUAGAUGGGGAAGAGUGCCGGGCUCUCCCAGACCUCACUGGAUGGUCAUGCAUCUUUGGGAACAAAGUAAAGACCACAAAGGUGGCACGGUAGCAAGACAGGAGCCCAAUCUAAUCAUUCGAAGCCUGUCCCGACCUGCUGCAUCACCCUAACUAACACGGGACUCUGAGGACAGUGAACGCCCCGUCAGAUAGAGCAAAGAACAAUAUAGAUUUAAUUAGAUGAGCUUUAAACCGCAGGAGCUCAUUAUUUUUAAUUUCCCUUUUGCUUUAAACACAAUUUUGGUCGGGUUAAUCCCACGGAGCGGACAAUCUAUUAGCAUCUGACUUGAGAUAAAAUGUCGCAGCGCCCUUUCCCAGUCCAAACAGACAGCAACUGCAAUCGUCUGUAUCAUUGUUUCAGUGCUUGAUAUGCUGGGCACAUUGUGAUGCACUCAAUCAAAGUUUGGAUGGACCUGCUGGCAGACACUUAAAAGAGAGAUUUUGUGGAUUUUCAGGAGGCAGAAUGUGAAUCCAGUUUGAUGCUUGUGACUGUCUCUGUCGAUCAAAGCAGGAGACCACAAAUACUGAGAUAUUUAUGAUUAGCAUUUGUAAACAAUGCUUUUACUCCGAGCUCUGUAAAGAGGUCAGGUCCCUUUGGACUACUCCUUACCAAGAAGAGGCACUCUCCCAAGCACGCCCUCACACAACUACACACACACACGGAAAGGCUGCUUUUCGACUCCACUGGUUGGACAGGCCACCUGCAAGGCUGUGAUGGCAUGAAGCUCUGAUGCAAAAACAAGGACUGUUUGAAAUGCUAAUCAUGGGGAGAAAGGGGAGAGAGAAGAGGGGCUUCUUCACUGCUGAGAGUAUUUACAUCAUGCUUUUGUUUGUCUCUCUAAACUGAGUACUCCUGUGGAGGGAACUUUGCGUAUAGUAAUGAUGGGAAACAUUGGAGAUUCUCUGCCUUGAAGCAAAUUGUAGACAAUAACAGAACAGAAUAUUUACUGUUAUUACCAUUUCAUCAGUUGUCUGAGUAAUAUUCCUUCUGGGCCCGCCCUGAUUGCCUCUCUUUUAUCUCUUGCAUUUAGUCAGACACUUUGCAUUUUACCUUUGCAUGGAAGAGACAUUUUAAAAUAUCACUAACACUGUGGCUGCAAAUCAUCACAUCUGUGGCAUCAGACUUGUAUGAAUGCCACAUGCUGUGAGAGUUGAAUGCAGCUGAAUGCUAAGCAGCCUUCUCAAUAUUUACUAAAUACAAUUAUACAUUAUGUCCUGGUGGUGACAAGAUUCUUCCCAUAGCUGUCAUGCAGUGCAAGUCACUUAAUGCUUGGCUUUGCUUUAUGGACAACUUCAGUUUAAUAUUCAAUAUGCAUGUCAUCAAAAUCAUGUCAUUUUAAGAUUCAUGUCAUGAUAGUAAUGUGAUUACUGGGACAUUUUGAA